Molecule: messenger RNA, 1013 nt
Organism: Morus notabilis
Lineage: Eukaryota; Viridiplantae; Streptophyta; Magnoliopsida; Rosales; Moraceae
Product: V-type proton ATPase subunit c''2
Exons: 4
Coding region: 257-802 (181 amino acids)
Biological process (GO): proton transmembrane transport
Cellular component (GO): proton-transporting V-type ATPase, V0 domain
Molecular function (GO): proton-transporting ATPase activity, rotational mechanism
Source: RefSeq, a predicted model, not a curated record
UGAUACAUUUGUGUCGUUUCGUCUCACGUGCCACCACAUUUUACCGCCGUCGUAGUAUGUAACUCGGGUUUUCCACAGUGGAAAACGGGUUCUCUGCUGGUACCACAGACUAACGCCCUUCAUUUUCAUUACCAUCUCUCUCUCUCUCUCUCUCUCCAGUCAGGAAGCCAUUGAAUUGAAUCUAACCUCUUCAAAACAAGCAAAAACCACCACCAGAUCAAGCUCGCUGAAACCCAAAUCCAAACCGUAACCAACCAUGUCCGGCGCAACAGUCGUGGGCGAUACGACCUGGUCGGGCGCCCUCGUCAGGAUCUCGCCCUACACUUUCUCUGCCAUCGGCAUCGCCGUCUCCAUCGGCGUCUCCGUCCUCGGCGCCGCCUGGGGGAUUUACAUUACCGGAAGCAGCUUGAUCGGUGCCGCCAUCAAAGCUCCCCGUAUCACGUCCAAGAAUCUGAUUAGUGUUAUUUUCUGUGAGGCUGUCGCUAUUUAUGGUGUCAUUGUGGCAAUCAUCCUGCAAACCAAAUUAGAGAGUGUUCCAUCUUCACAGAUAUAUGCUCCAGAGUCUCUUAGAGCAGGAUACGCAAUCUUUGCCUCUGGACUUAUUGUUGGCUUUGCAAACCUCGUCUGCGGAUUGUGUGUAGGUAUAAUUGGAAGCAGCUGUGCUUUGUCUGAUGCCCAAAACUCCUCACUCUUUGUGAAGAUUCUUGUGAUUGAGAUUUUUGGAAGUGCACUCGGGCUUUUUGGAGUGAUUGUAGGAAUAAUCAUGUCAGCACAAGCAACAUGGCCGGCAAACGCAGCGUGACACUUAUUCAGUUCAUUCGAUUUGGUAUUUCAUUUUAUUACAUGUAAUGACCUCUGCAUCUUGUUCUAUAUUUUUAGUAGGCAUGUAAGUCCUAGCAUAAAAGUGCUUCCUUUUUGUAUUGAGGUUGUAAUUUUUCUAAUGGAUGGAGAUGGAACUUGUGAACAAUGGAGCAUUUGAUGGUUCUUGUUGGAAUGAUGAAAUUUACAAAUAA